ACAACUAUUAUGAAGCGGAGAAUUAUACCCACAAUUAUGAAAAUUCAAAUUAUUAGCCAAACGUUAACUUUCUGUUAACAAUUUAUGUUUUAAAGUUAUCAAUUAAAAGCAGUCUGACGUGGCUGCUGCCGUGGCCGAUGACGUGGCCUUCUCCUUUAAAGAUUCAAUAAUAGUCACGGACAGUUAGCCAUAUCUUGACCCGCAACAAUAGUUGUGGCUAAUAAUUUGAAUUUACAUAGUUGUGGCUAUAAUUCUCCGCUUCAUAAUAGUUGUGACCAAUAUAUUGUGUUUACCCAAGAAAUAAAGAUAAAUUUCUAAAUUAUUUAAAUAAAAUUGCAUAUAAUUUAAAUAAAAUAAAUGGACAUGCCCACCUCACCUCGCUUACAAAAAUGUAUAAUUUAGACAGAAAAUUUAGAUAGAUGAAUCCGAUCGAAAUUGCCAUAAUGUCAUCUCAAUUUUUUUUACAGCUGUAAUCCUUUCCGUGGAGAAAAAAGAAACAGGGAAACCAAAUUGACUCAGAGAAAUAUAAUUGUCGUUUUGGGGGAUUAACAAUGGAAAACGACACAAAAAGGGAGUCUAUAGAAGCAGGGAAAGGGGACGACGACGCACGAGGCGCAAAGACUUGAGCCCUCCUCGGUUGGACUCUCGCCCAAAUCUCUCCAAUCAUUGAGGAUUUCAUUCAUUUCUCCAUUUAAUUUAUUUCGAAUUUUAUAACACAACACAACAAUAAAUAGAGGCAAAAGCUUUGAUGCCUCCACCAACUCGGUUUGGUUGGACUUGUUAGUUGUUACGAAAUAAAAUAUAGGAAUGGAGUUGUGCACAUCAUUAUAUAAUUAGAGUCGCGUCGAUACGAUAAUGGUGAACGAACGAUAAUGUGACGUUAGAGAUGACUAGUCGUCAAUACCAACAACGUAUGGUACUGUUGACGAUCCACUAAUUUCAAUUAACUAUCGUGCCCAACUAACCACCACAACAACCACAAAUUAUCCACUAAAUUUACAGUCAAGCCCAAGGAGGUAUCGGAGUCCCGAGCCCAUAGUUAAGGGCCAGCGGAACGAGGGCGCUCACAAGAAAGUCCAAGCCCGCCACUAUAAGGCCCUGGAAAAUUCUAUAGGCCCAAGGAGUCCAGCCCAUAACAGGUCGGCAACUCCGUUUCACAAGUCACCAUCCGUCCAUCCGCAGUCCACGCGGUCGCUUUAUUUUAAAUCCCGUAAUUCCGUUUUUCCCGUCAAAGGUCGGCGGGGGCGACAACCGCCACUCGCGCAGUGAGCCACUCACAGCGCAGCGAUUGCCACGUAUGCCCGUUCGGCAACCUCCUCCUCCGCCACGUGCCCUCGCCUCCGCGCCUUUUUUCAUUCCUUCUUCUUCGGACUUUCUCCUACCUUCCUUCGUCACCAUCAUUCUCUCGCACCGUUCUACCCACAGCCCCUUUCUUCUCUCUCGCGCUCUUCUUCUGAUUGUUCCCGAUUAUUAUUUUUUUCUGGCUAUCUUCUCAUGGGGAGGGAGUUUCCAUUCGUUAGUGACAUGGCUGCUGCUGGAAACGGCGGCGGCGACGACGGCUGCGGAGAUCAGGCGACGAGUCCCGUGGUCGACAUUUACCCUCUCAGUAGCUACUACUUCGGAUCGAAAGAUGCUCUUCCUUUCAAGGACGAGACUCUCGCUGAUCGACUCUACAGGAUGAAGUCCAACUACAAUGCUCAGGGGUUGAGGACUUGCGUCGAAGCUGUUAUACUGGUGGAGUUGUUCAAACACCCGCAUCUGCUGCUGCUGCAAGAGAGGAAUUCGUUCUUCAGCCUGCCUGGAGGCCGCCUUAGGCCGGGCGAAACUGAUGUCGACGGUUUGAAGCGUAAGCUGAGCAGGAAGCUCUUGGUCGAUGACAGCGAAAAUGAUUGGGAGGUUGGGGAACGCCUUAGUACGUGGUGGAGACCGGACUUCGAAACACUAAUGUACCCGUACUUACCGCCUGCCACGAAAUCACCCAAGCAAUGCACAAAACUAUUCCUAGUCAGGUUACCAGAGAGGCUGGACUUCAUCGUGCCGAAAAACUUCAAGUUGCUUGCUGUGCCACUCUGCCAGGUCCAUGGCAACCAAAAGACGUAUGGACAGAUAAUAUCGGGAGUACCACAGAUGCUAUCCAAAUUCUCCAUCAACAGGGUGAUCCCAUAAUGAUGCAGAACUGAGCAUAGUGUGAUUGAAAUAGGUUGUAAAGUAGUCGCUAUAUCGACAUGAGAGAGCUGUUUCCACGCGAAACCGGGUUGCCAGAGUGUGUCUGUCUCAUACUUGCAGACCUUGAAACUGUUUUCCUUUCUAUCUUCGAGUGUAUGUGUGUAUUGUAUACAGGGAUAGGUAUGGCUUUUGAGCUUAUAGUAGAAGGGUUAGAAUGUGCGACAGGGUAUACAUCAGCUUCCAUUGUAAAGAUGGUUUCUUUCUUCUGUAUCUGUAUAUGACUUUAUGGACCGCGACCGGUAUUGUAAUGAAUUUCGCUUAAACGGCGGCUUGGUGAGAGAUUUCUUGUCUGUAUUUCUUCUAGGUAAACUACUACAGUACUACUUGAUGAGUCCAUAGAUGAUUUUGGACGUCUGCUUCUCAUUCAAAUCGACAGGGACAUGUUGCUAGAGAGAGCUUUGAGGUUAUGAAAGAUCUUCAAGGUCCAUAUACACACGGGGACACACCAAACGGGCUAUGGAUUCAUGGAUUUUAAAAAUCGUGGGAAAGCUUGUACAAAUCCAAAAUCCAAACCCUACCCUGAAUCCAUUGGUUCUUGCAAUUAAUCUGUGUGGAGUAAUUUGGUCUAAGAAGUGCAUUUCGCACGGGCGAAGGCUCGAAGCUGUUAGCAACAGAAUUUGGACCGACUUGGACUAUAAAGAAUAGUCAACUCUUCUCGAAAUUCAAUUUAGGCUAAUCAUUAUUGUUCCCAAUGAGAAAAAAGAUGUCUUGUAGUGUUCAUAUUGCAAAAUGUUUUAUUUGUCUUUCCUAUUAGUAGGUAUUACAAAAUUGUUGUUAUGUUUUGGUAAUUCGACACAAUUUCAUUUGAGUUUUUAGUCUUGUACGCAUUUUAAUAAAAGGAAACACCUAAAACAAACACACUAUAUGAAUCACUCAUAAGUCAUAAUGCUAGGCACAAAAGCGGAACAAAAACUAUUCUAAAAGAUUUUGUGUGGCACUGAAUCUAGUAGGCUACUAGACACACAAAACUCUAAUUUUGGAUCUAGAGUUGAUAUGAUAUAAAGGCGAUCUCAAAUAUUAAGAUUGUCUAUCAUAUCAAAGUCCAAGCCAAGCCACCAUUUUGGAGUGAACCGUGGAGGCGAUCGACCCAUCUCGUGCAACCAACAAAUCAACAUGGUAAGAAUUUUAUAUACAAACAUGUUGGAGGCCAUCAACCACGUGUACUAUGCCAUCCAUUAUGGCUAGAGGUGCAACCUAGAGCAUGAUGGCUAACGAUAUCGACAAUUACACAUAUUUUACUCUUUAUUUAUUGAUCGUUUGACUUGGUAAUCAUCGUCACUCGACAUAUUUUAUGUUAGAUUGUGAUUCUUUCAUUAUAUUCAGGUCCUAGUACGUGUGGGAAGGUCGAUGACGAGUUUCGAGACAAUUGGAGUUCGAAAAGUGCCAAAAAGCUAAGAAAAGGUCAAUGUCACGGUUUGGGGGUAAUUGUCACGACGUCUAGGCCGUGACAAAUGAGCCCAAGGUGUGACAAUUGCAAGGAUCAAAAGGGUUUGCACGUCUCACGGGUGAAUCAAUUGUCACGAUCACCGUGGCAAUUUCUAGCUGACCGUGACAUUGGACCAAAACGGCAGAGAACACCUGCGUUUUAGGAUGAGGUCACGGCCAGGGCUGCCAAUGUCACCCCGUGACAUCUGACCGUGACAUUAGCUCUCGGGCUGUAUAAAAAGACAACAACAGGGAGAGAGAAAAGAGAACUGAUUUUUGGAGAACUUGGUUCUCUCUCGGGUUUCGACCCAUAACACCAAAGAGGAGUUCUAGAGAGGGAGAAUUCUAGAGUGAUCUUGGAGCUUAAUUGAAGGUUUGGGUUGAUCUUGAAGUCAAGGAUUCAAGUCUUGAAGAUGAAGAUCUUGAGCUGUUCUAUAAUCUCUCUCAUCUUCUCUAUGAACUAGACCUCUUUCUCUUAGUUGAUGAAACCUAGUUCUAGAUUUUGGUUUGUUGUUGAUGUAUGUGACAUAUCCUAUGUUUGAUUGAUGAAUUUAUCUAUUUGAUGGACGUUUUCAUGGAUCUCAUGAUUUUGAAUUCCACUUCAUGUCACUCCUAUCGUAUAUCGUCCGGGUAAUCCCAAGGGAGUUGACUCGAUCGAUCUCAUAACGAUAUAUGAAUCCCUAGGUUGAAUAGAGUACCUUUCCAUCUAUCACUUCGCCGUUACGGGUAAAUUCUGAGUGAGUCGAUCUCAUAACAGUAGGGUAGUGAAUCGAUCAAGUUAUGAUAGUACCCAACAUCGAUCCAAAUGAUAAACUAGAGUGAUUCAAACCUAAGAGAGCUCCACAACAUUUAAUUAGCUAGAGUAUUGGUUAGGUUAGUGUAGCUAGAUUAGUUUCUUAAUCACUAUUCUUGUUUGGCUAGAUAACGAAACCUAAACCUGAAGUAAGGUACACCUAGGAGAUCCGUGAUUCGAUAAUUUUUAUUGUUUGUUUACCCUAUGUUACACCCGGUCGUCGAUUAUGCGUGGUCGUUGAUUGAGAAUAUGUAGUUAGAGUCGAGCCAAAGACUAGGACGGCGAAGACACAAGAUGGAGUGGAGGGGGAGGAGGAUGAACACAAGGAUGAGAUGAGGAGAAUUACUGAACUUGCAAAGCAAAUCGAGCAACAAGAAUAGUAAGCGAUAAUUGAGUAUGCUAAAAAACUAUUAAAUUAUGAGACUAAUGACACUCAAUUUAUAAUGUUUAUAUCUUCUAUGUUUAACCAUAUUUUCCUCAUUUCCGUUGUGACACUAACUAUUUUGGUAUCAAACUACUUUUUACUUGGUGUUAUUUCAUAUGUGUAUUCCAAUUAUUCUAGGACCAUUUUGGUACUUUUGAUAUCUUUUGGAAUAUUAUUUCGGUGAUUUUCAAGACAUGAUAUCGUUGAGGGGAGAACACGAGUGCGUGGAACUAGUCAAGAACGAAUUCGAAUGCCUGGUGAAAGGAGAUAUAUUGAUGGAAGUCUCAAACCAACAGUGCUAGUCUCUAAUCAAGGUCCAGGGGGAAU
Molecule: messenger RNA, 5195 nt
Organism: Linum trigynum
Lineage: Eukaryota; Viridiplantae; Streptophyta; Magnoliopsida; Malpighiales; Linaceae
Source: the annotation of a GenBank genome assembly